Molecule: messenger RNA, 7276 nt
Organism: Sardina pilchardus (European sardine)
Lineage: Eukaryota; Metazoa; Chordata; Actinopteri; Clupeiformes; Clupeidae
Gene: fhod3a
Product: formin homology 2 domain containing 3a
Exons: 27
Coding region: 246-4748 (1500 amino acids)
Biological process (GO): cortical actin cytoskeleton organization; sarcomere organization; cardiac myofibril assembly
Cellular component (GO): cytoplasm; cytoskeleton
Molecular function (GO): actin filament binding
Source: RefSeq, a predicted model, not a curated record
CGAGGGCAUAUUUGGUCGCAAUUGAUCCAGUGCCAUAAUAGACGGCCGUCGGAUCCAUCGUGACAUUUGCAACUGGCUGUAGAGGAGGAUACAUUUGACUAGUAGUUCGAGUAGUGAGGCGCUACAGCCGUCGCCGGGACAACCUGCUGGUUUUGUUGUUGUUACAGAAGAGGGGAGCACUAAGCGACGGAUUUAAUCAUUAAACCGGGUUACCCCCACUUCGGUGCUACUUGCAUGGAUACAUCAUGGCCUCGUUAGUUUGCAGGGUUCAGUUUUUAGAUGAUACCGAUCCAUUUAACAGUACAAAUUUCCCAGAGCCGACAAGACCACCGCAGUACACUUUUAGAGAAGACAUCCCCCUCAUCAACCAAAUUGCCGGUGUCCACCGACUUCUAAAAGCCCCGCAUAAGCUCGAUGACUGUGCCCUACAGUUGUCCCACAAUGGCACGUAUCUGGACCUGGAGUCGUCGUUGGCGGAGCAGAGAGAUGAGCUGGAGGGCUUCCAGGAGGACUCCGCCGCAGGGAGAGGCAAGAAGCACAGUGUGAUUCUGCGCACACAGCUGACAGUCCGUGUUCACGCCUGCAUCGAGAAGCUGUACAACUCCAAUGGACGUGACUUGAGGAGGGCACUGUUUUCCCUCAAACAGAUAUUUCAGGAUGACAAAGACCUGGUGCAUGAGUUUGUGAUGGCGGAGGGUCUGACGUGCCUCAUUAAGGUGGGGGCGGAGGCGGACCAGAACUACCAGAACUACAUCCUGAGAGCUUUGGGUCAGAUCAUGCUGUACGUGGAUGGGAUGAACGGGGUCAUAGGGCACACGGAGACAGUCCAGUGGCUAUACACGCUGAUCGGCUCCAAGUUUCGUCUGGUGGUGAAGACGGCUCUCAAGCUACUGCUGGUGUUUGUGGAGUACGCCGAGAGCAACGCCACUCAGCUCAUCCAGGCUAUCUCCACUGUGGACUUCAAGAGAGGACGCAGGCAGUUUUCAAACGCUAUGGAGAUCUUAGAGGAGAAGGAUGGGGUAGACACUGAACUCUUGGUGUACGCCAUGACCCUCAUCAACAAGACCCUGGCGGCGCUGCCGGACCAGGACUCCUUCUACGACAUGGUGGACGUGCUGGAGGAGCAGGGCAUGGAGGUGGUGUCCAAACGCCACCUGGGCCGCAAGGGCACCGACCUGGACCUGGUGGAGCAGCUCAACAUCUACGAGGCGGCCUUGCGGCACGAGGACGGCGACGACGACACAGAGCCGCCUCCGUCCGGCUGCAGGGACCGUCGACGGACCAGCGUAGGGGGCAACAACGACAAGCACAGCCUGGAGAGGCGCCGCAGCCGGAGACACUCAUUGGGCCGCUCUGGCCCCGCCUCUCCCUUAAGCCCCGCCUCCCCACACCGUGGGGGAUUCCAGCCCUUCAACGGACAGAAGUCCGAGGACAUGAGCGAGAGAGCUCUUGGCUCCUAUGGGGACCAGGGUCUGUGUGAGGCAGACUUUGAUCCUUGGCCCAUGAAUGGGAAGUUUAUCAAUCCUCCCUUUGCACCUACAAACAAUGCAGACAGGCCUCCUCUGGGGGGUCUGCUGUCCUCCUCCUACCGGCAGCACCAGGAGUCUCUGGCCGCAGAGCGCGAGAGGAGACGCAUGGAGAGAGAGGAGCGUCUGCAGAAGAUCGAGAGGGAGGAGAGGAACCGAUUCAGUCGGGACUAUGUGGACAAGAUGGAGGAGGCCAGGCACGCCCGCGAGGAGAGGUAUAAGACGGUGGAGCGUCUCGCUGCGGAGGAGUACGAGCGGGAUCGUGUGCGUUCAGCUCCACGUGGACUCAGCCUGUCCCUGAGCCCUGACGACUCCUGUCAAUCAUCCCGCAGCGGCACGCCUUCCUCCAUCGCCUCCCAGGACAACCAGGACACGCCCACCACACCCUACCCCGCCUCUGAGUCAGACACAGGAGUUGAAUUAGAACCAGAAGCAGAGGAGAAGGAAACCGAAUCUCCUGAGGAGGAGGAGGAGGCCGUGGAUCAGGAGGAAGAGGAAGAGGCAGAACAGGAAGAGGAAGCAGCCAAAGAGGAAGUAGAAGCUGAGGCAGAGGAGCCGGCUCCAGAGCGGGAAGAGGAGGAGCCUGCGGAGGAAGAGGAGGAGCCCGAACGGGAAACGGCCAAUGGAGAGGCGGCGGAGGAUAGCGGUAUCCUGAGCGACAAGGAGAGACAGAAUGAGGAGGUGAACGAGAAGGACAACUGUUCGGCCUCCAGCAUCUCGUCUGCCAGCAGCACCCUAGAGAGAGAGGAGCGACUCGCUGGCAACAACAACGAGACUGGUCCAUGGGCCCCGUCAGUGAAAGAUGCGGAUGUGAACGAGCAGUGCAGCAAGAUCCUCAACAGCAAGCUCUUCAUGCUGGACAUGCUGUACGCCCAGGCCAAGAAGCCGGCCGAGGAGGAGGAGGAGGAGGAGGAGGAAGAGGACGAGGAGAAGAAGGAGAAGGGCCAGGACGAGAAGGAGAGCGAGGGCGAGCCGUCGGUCGCCGCCGCCAUCGAGGGGGAGGGCGAGCCGGCGGGAGAGGAAGGCGCCGAGCCCAAGUCGGACGGCGAUAGGCGCAGCACGAACGUGCGGGCGUUCGCCGAGAAGUUCGGCGACCUGGUGAAAGGGCUGUCCUCGCCGCACCUGGAGUCGCCCGAGACGCCCGAGAAGCAGCCGGCGGCACCUCCGCCUCCUCCGCCGCAGCCCCCCAAGAAGGAGUCGGACUACAUCUGGGACCAGCUGCUGGCCAGCCCCCGCGCCCUCCGCAUCGGCGACAUCGACUUCACCGACCUCGGCGAGGAGGACGACCAGGACCUGCUGGACGCCGGCUCCCUGAUGAGCACGAGCGACCUCCUGCCCCCUCCCCCACCUCCCCCCUGCCCCUUCAACCUCCCCCCUCCCCCGCCGCUCUUCGGCAACUGCCCCCCUCCGCCACCGAUGCCAGGCAUGAGGAUACCCCCUCCGCCCCCCUGCCUCUCCUCGGCCCCCAUACCCCCUCCACCCCAGCAGGAGGGCGGCGGCGAGCAGCCGCUCUUCCAGAAGAAGAAGAAGACCAUCCGGCUGUUCUGGAGCGAGGUGCGGCCCGACUGGCAGUACCGGGGCUACCGGCGACUGCAGGGCUCGCUCUGGGCCAAGCUGGAGCCCGUCAAGGUGGACACGGCCAAGCUGGAGCACCUCUUCGAGAGCAAGUCCAAAGAGAUCCCCGUCACCAAGAAAACGGCUGCGGACGGCAAGCGGCAGGAGAUCAUCGUGCUGGACUCCAAGAGGAGCAACGCCAUCAACAUCGGCCUGACGGUCCUCCCUCCCCCGCGCACCAUCAAGACGGCCAUCCUCAACUUCGACGAGUACGCGCUGAACAAGGAGGGCAUUGAGAAAAUCCUGAUGAUGAUCCCUACGGAGGAGGAGAAGCAGAAGAUCCAGGAGGCCCAGCUGGCUAACCCCGACACCCCGCUGGGCAACGCAGAGCAGUUCCUGCUCACGCUCUCCUCCAUCAGCGAGCUCUCCGCCCGCCUGCAGCUCUGGGCCUUCAAGAUGGACUACGAGGUCACCGAGAAGGAAGUGGCGGAGCCUCUGCAGGAUCUGAAAGAGGGGAUGGACCAGCUGGAGAAGAACAAGACGCUCCGCUACAUCCUGUCCACUCUCCUCGCCAUCGGCAACUUCCUCAACGGCUCCAGCGCUAAGGGUUUUGACCUGAACUACCUGGAGAAGGUUCCAGAAGUGAAGGACACGGUGCACAAGCAGUCUCUGCUGCAUCACGCCUGCGCCGUGGUGGUGGAGAACUUCCCAGAGAGCACAGACCUCUACUCGGAGAUUGGCGCCAUCACUCGCUCAGCCAAGGUGGACUUUGACCAGCUCCACGAGAACCUGACGCAGAUGGAGCGGCGCUGCAAGGCAUCGUGGGACCACCUGAAGGUCAUCGCCAAGCACGAGAUGAAGCCGGCGCUCAAGCAGAAGAUGUCCGACUUCCUGAAGGACUGCGCCGAGAGGAUCAUCAUUCUGAAGAUUGUGCACCGCCGAAUCAUGAACCGGUUCCACGCGUUCCUGCUGUUCCUGGGCCACCCGUCGUACGGCGUGCGGGACAUCAGCGUGCACCGCUUCAGCAAGAUCGUGAGCGAGUUUGCGCUGGAGUACCGCACCACGCGCGACCGCGUCCUGCAGCAGAAGCAGAAGAGAGCCGACCACCGCGAGCGAAACAAGACGCGCGGCAAGAUGAUCAUCGACGUCAACGCCCCCACUGAUGAUGAAGAAGACUUAGAGUCUGGCCGGCUGGGUGGUGGUGGCAGCAGCAGUGGUGGUGGUGGUGGUGGUGGUUCCGGUGGUUCUGGUGGAGCGCAGGAGAACCAGCAGCCCCAGGGCCUGGGCCACGCCGAGGACGCCGCAGAACACGAGUUCAUGAAGGCCGUGCUCAAGACCAGCCUGCAGAGCGGCGACAAAGAGGCCUCCUCCUUGGUACCGGGUCUGCGCAUGCGAACGCGGACCAGGCCCAGCAGAGGUCCACCUCGCACAGCCUGGACAUCGGCGGCCAACGAGGAAGCAGUGGCCAUGGCAGACGACGCCGCAGACGAGAUCAUGGAGCGGAUUGUGAGGUCGGCGACACAAGGGCCCAGCCAGAGAGCCCAGCCACGCGAGAGGAGGCGGUCUCGUGCCAACCGCAAGUCACUGAGGAGGACCCUGAAGAACGGACUGACGCCAGAGGAAGCACAAGCUCUGGGAUUGGCUGACAACCCAGAGAUGCCUGUGUGAAGAGCCAGAAUCUGCGUGUGUAACAUGACGGACACACGCCCCUUACUGACCCUUGGCAGCACACACACACACACACAAACACACACACACACACACACCCCACCCCACCCCACUCCCCUCGUAACACUCCGGCCUUCUCACUGCCGCCACCCAAAACAUUCGUCAGCCAAUCACAAGCCUUUCCACAGCUCCUCCCCCUGCUGCUUGGUGCCGCUAGCGCUACUAGCCGUGUGACUAGCCGUGUGACUAGCCGUGUGACUAGCCGUGGCGCUGUAGGCAUAUGAGUGUGUUUACCUUCCUCGUUUUGCUGAAAACAGAAUUAUUUGUUCUUUUUUUUUUUUUAAACAAAAUGACCCUUGGGUUGUGUCCGAAAGAGGGACACCGAUAAGACAAAGAAGAAGAAAGUGUUUUUGGAAAGUGAUGAGAAAAAUAAUCAGUGGGGAUGAAAAAAAGUGAAAGCUUCUGGUACGAUUGUGACUCAGGGUUUGAUCCGAUCAUCUCGUUAUGUUUAUCCUUGUGGCUGUUUUUUUUGUUUGUUUGUUUGUUUAAUCUUUCGGGAAAUUUUCCAAAAAUGGUACUCACAAUACCUAGUAGAUACAGCACAUGAACAAGAGACAACCAUUUAAAAAUGGGUUAUUCUGCCAGUUAUUGUGACAAUCCAAGUCCCGACACUUCCAGUUUGGCUGUAUGCAUCACAUCACACCAUGUGAAAUGACAGUGGUGAUUCAAAAAAGAAAAAAUUAAAAAAGAAAAUCGGUCCGGAAAUGGAACAUUUUAGAAAGUUCUGCUUGAGCUGCAGUCGUGCAUCUUAAUGGAACUUAUGAAACAGUACAUACAGUAACAUUUUUUAAAAAAAUCAUGCGUACUCUCACCUGCGUGUCAAGGGCCUUCUAAAUGAAUACCAAACUGUGUGAUGUAGGAUGAGUAAUAGUGCCCUUUCCUUAGGUGCUGUAGGUGUAGAUUAAGUUGCCACAUGUCUGUGUACUCAGUAAACAGGGAUGCCCAUCUUAUUCUAGAGACCACCACUAUCCUAUAGCUUUCUUCUGUCUCAGAGGCCUUCUCAGUCCAUCUGUAUGAUGUGUUGAAAUUCACUUCCAUCUCUCACCAUGGAUCUUAUUGCUCAUCUCAUUCUUCUGCUAUUUGCCAAUUUUGGGUAUCUCUGUCUCCAUCUGCUCGCUUGCUUUAACAAUGAGCACAUGGCCUACUCUACUGCCACUCUUCCACCACCCCUUGGGAGUGCUCUGCAUUUAAUCUGGCAUGGAGUUGUUUGUCGAGACACAUAAUGGACAGUAAUGAACACUGCAAAAAGAAAAUAGGGACGUCAGUUGUUUUUAAGAGACUUGAUUGUUGCUGACAACAAUGUCCACUUGAAUUGAACAGAAAACAGGCCUAGAUUUGAGGGGAGAUGUUUUGUUUUUAUUUUACAGUUGAUUUUCGUGAACGUCAAAUCAUCUUCAACCCACUCACGUCUUUUGCAAUAGUGUCGGCUCCAGAUGAGUGAUGACAGUUCUAGUUUGGUUUGUGCCUUCCUGCAACAUGAGGCUGUAGGUCUUGAGACGGAGGUCAUUUUCCUGUCCCUUUACAGCUCACACGAUCAAGACUACAGAUGACCAUUAGAACAAAGAGACUGACACAACUUGAGUCAAAUUGAGUAGCGUAGAACAAACAUUUUCAUAGACCAUCUUUUGGUAAAACAUUGUUUAGGCUACAGAAGUAUACUGCAAGCGGCUUAUUUUUCGUUGCUGUUGUUUUUGUUGUCAUUGUUUUUGUGUCAUUUCCAAGUACUAUAUUACAAUUUCAUUAUUUAUUGAGGAGAUUCACAUUUUGAGAGGAACAUUGGGGUUUUGAUAAACAAUACUUUUCGAGAACCGUAGGUCAGUUAAUGCCACGGUAGUCUGGCACCUUAAUCUCAAACUCUUGCGUGGGAUGUUUAUGGAACCAUUGUCAAAAUUUGAGAGAAGAUCUCAUUCAGACUCCUUCCUAGUCAAUCUUAUACUGGAAAUUGUAAAAAGGACAAAAGUGUACAAAAAUUAUAAACAUUUAAAAGAGGGAUAUUGUAAAAAAAAAGUAUGUAAAUGCCCUGCUUUGUUGUCAAGUUUGUUUUUUUGUUUGUUUGUUUGUGUGUAAUGUUUGUUUGUUUGUUUUUUUGUAAUUUCUGUAGAAUAGUGUAUUAUAGACAGACAAAGAGCAGUGUUAUUAUAUUAACUGUAAUUUAAGAGAAAACAGAACAAAAAGCCAUGCAUGGUCACAAAUAUAUAAAUACAUAUUAACUGCAUUUUUUUGCAAACGGCUUUGAACCACAAAUUUUGACAUUUGUUCAUUUCGAAAUAUCCGUAACUUCAGUAGGCUUUUUUCAGAUUCUUGUUGGCUCAUAACUCCAUUACAGUAAGCUGAACGAUAUGUUGUCACAUUUUGGAAUUAGAUGCCUAAGCUGUUUUGAAGCUCCUGUCUAUGAAUUUACUCGUCCACUGGAAACAGUCGGCUACCUGCUAUUUACACAACCUGCAAUAAAGCCUUGUAUGAAUAGA